Eutrema salsugineum is the source of this 627-nucleotide messenger RNA. RefSeq lists its product as uncharacterized. The coding region runs from base 162 to 431 and encodes 89 amino acids. NCBI's taxonomy places the organism in Eukaryota, Viridiplantae, Streptophyta, Magnoliopsida, Brassicales, Brassicaceae. The transcript is spliced from 3 exons. The record is from RefSeq and is a predicted model, not a curated record.
CUCUCCAAGAAUGUUUACCGUGUUCUCGAAUCUCGCUGCACCUGAUUAUUAACAAGAAUCGCCUGUGUGUGGUUAAAUAAUUUCGUCGACUCUUCUCUUUCAGAAAAGGAAAAAAAAAAAAAGAACUAUCGAAGAAGAAGGAAAACAUCUUGGAGGCACAAAUGGAAACCCCAAAAAAUCAAACCGAAAUCCCUCCGAAACCGGCCAUGACUUCAUGUAGGAAGAAGGUAAAGGAUGAUGCCACUUUCUUUGAGGACGUGAAAGAUCACAUCGAUGAGUUCAUACAUGCCUCAAUGGAUGAACACAAGACUUGCUUCCAGAAGACCAUCAACAAGAUGUUUGGAUUAUCCAAGGCUGUGGCAGAGAAGCAAGCCGAGGAAGCCAAGGGAGUCGAGAGUCAAUUGCCUCUUCAAACAACAGUGUCGGAUUAAAGAGUUAGGUCCUUCUCAAUUUGUGAGGUUUGAAGAUACGAGGUCGCUUUUUCUUUGUUAACAUCAUACUACGGUUUUUCUUGUAAAUCAACUUUAUCAAGGUUCGAGACCUUCUAAUCUCGAUCUACAAUAUAGUUCUUGAGGCAAGCAAAAUAUGUGAUAAACCCUGAAGUGCGUUUUGAUUGCUCUUGUUUUU